Vombatus ursinus (common wombat) is the source of this 1161-nucleotide messenger RNA. RefSeq names its product T-cell-specific guanine nucleotide triphosphate-binding protein 1-like. The record is from RefSeq and is a predicted model, not a curated record. Lineage: Eukaryota; Metazoa; Chordata; Mammalia; Diprotodontia; Vombatidae. Gene Ontology annotation, cellular component: endoplasmic reticulum membrane. Gene Ontology annotation, molecular function: GTP binding; GTPase activity. Gene Ontology annotation, biological process: cellular response to interferon-beta; defense response.
AUGGUAACCAAUACAUAUGGUGGCCUCUUGCCCAAAGAUACUAUUACCUGGAUCCAGUCAGCCUUGCAGGAGGGAAGACUAGAGGAGGUGGCUUCCAGGAUCCAGGAGACACUGGAAGCAACAGAAAAUGUCCCCUUGAGCAUUGCUGUGACAGGGGAGUCUGGGUCUGGGAAAUCCACUUUCAUCAAUGCCCUUCGAUGAAUUGGGCACGAAGAAAAGGACUCUGCAAGCACUGGGGUAGUAGAGACCACCAUGAAGGCCACUCCUUACAAGCACCCUAAAUAUCCUAAUGUAAAGCUAUGGGACUUGCCGGGCAUCAGGACCCCUGAUUUCCAUCCCAACAAUUGUCUGACUCAAGUGCAGUUCGACCAGUAUGAUUUCUUCAUCAUCCUUUCAGUUUCAAGAUUCACAACCAAUGAUGUAAAACUGGUCCAGGAGAUAAAAGAAAGGAAAAAGAAAUUUUACAUUGUCAGAACCAUGGUAGAUGUGGAUUUGUAUAACGAAAGGAAGUCCAAACCCAAGUCUUUUUCUAAGGAGAGAAUUCUGCAGAGAAUGAGAGAUGACUGCUGCAAAACCUCUAUUUUGAGUGAAGCACGAGCCUUCUUAAUGUCUAACUUUGAUAUGUCUGAUUAUGACUUCCCAAAGCUGGAGGAAAUGCUGUUAAAGGAUCUCCCAGCUCACAAACGCCACACAUUUUUGCUGGCCCUCCCUGUUUCUUCUGAGGCUGCCAUUGAGAGGAAGAAGGCUGCCCUACAAGAAAGGAUCUGGCUGGAGGCCUUGAAGAAUGGUGCUGUGGCUACUGUUCCAUUAAGAGGCUUCACUAUUAAUGACUUAGUUCCAUUGGAUAAACAUUUGAAACACUAUCGAAAUGUUUUUGGGGUGGAUGACGCGUCUCUUCUCCAGGUUGCGCAAAAGUUGGAAAGACCCGUGGAGGAGAUCAAAGCCACCAUGAAGUCUCUGAAUUUGAUGGCACUCAUUAAGGAGGAAAGUGCCAUGGAAAAGCUCCUAAAAUUGGUUGAGGACUUCUGCUCUUCAAAUGGAGGCAUCGUGAGUGCUGGCUUCCAUUUUGGGAAGACCUACUACAUACACUCAUACUUCCUUGGUACUGUGGCCGAUGAUGGCAAAAGCCUCUUGUGGAAAAUUUUAGAUGGCCCUUUUUGA